Molecule: messenger RNA, 1805 nt
Organism: Cydia fagiglandana
Lineage: Eukaryota; Metazoa; Arthropoda; Insecta; Lepidoptera; Tortricidae
Exons: 4
Coding region: 1-867 (288 amino acids)
Source: RefSeq, a predicted model, not a curated record
AUGAAUGGAGGCGUGCGCCUACAGGAGAGACGACAUUUCCAGUUUAGCUACGAGGAGAAUGGCGACAGCAAUGGCAUGCCGGUAAUAACUCUAGAAGUAAUGUCAGACAGCUCCAACAUCGAGCUCUGUCCCGACGGCAACUCCAGCGAUGCGCCCUCCAGCGCGCCUGAUGUCGACUCGCAUCAUCCCGCUGUUCACUUCUUAACUAUAAAAAAAUGUCAUUCUGAAGACAUUUCUGACAAUGAAAACUUAGAUGACAAGGAACAAGAGGCAAAUGAAAAUUCGAAGUCUAGAAACGAGCUCUUGGAGUACAUGACUCGGAACGACGGCAGCGUAGUCUGCAAGCUGUGCGGCGAAAUCCUGCAAAGCCGGACGCAUUGGUACAGACACAAGUACAAACGGCACGUCAUCCAGCCGUUGAAUCCAGCGCCACUCUUCCAAUGUGAACAAUGUCUGGUGUUCUUUAAAAGCAGGAAAGGCUACAUUGGGCACCUAUCAAGCAGACAUAGUGAGAUUCUGACCGACCCAAGUCCCGUGAUAACCCGAACAGUGUCCGAGGUACCGGAGAAGCUGCCUAUGUCCCCCGUCGUGGUGAAACGCGAGCCGGAGGCCGAGGCUGCCCCGUCCCCAGCCCACCCCGCCUGCCAAGCCCCUGUUAAACAAACAUCGACUAAAACUGAAUCAAAGAGAUUAAAUAAGGUUAACAAAGAUAAUCGAAAUAAAGAAGAUUGGGAAGAGAAGCGGUAUAGAGAGGAGAAGUUGGUGGCAGACAUCAUAGACCGCGUCAAGAGAGAAUGUGAGGCGCAGGGGGGCAACAGCGGCGCGCGGCGCGGCUACACGCGGCGCACCACCGUCAUGCACACGUAGCAGUCCCGCGCUCGGCCCGCCUCAACGCCGCCGUCGACGUGAACCUGCAGUCAUCUUUAACGCUGUACGCUGUACGUUUGGUUGCCGAGCUGAUAUUGUAAGGAACGCCGCCGACUGUCAUCGUCGACAAUCCCUGUAGGCACUAGUUUGAAUAGGGCCUAAUUGUAUACCUAAAUUCCUUAAAAGGUGUCGAUCAGCAUCGUAAAAAUAUUACUUACCAUUUUACAAGGGAUAUAUGGACUAAAUUGUUAGCGAGAAUAAAAUAGAAACCUGACAGAGAAGAUGAAAAAUCUUUAGGUAUACUUAUACUUAGGUAGUUAGGUACCUCCUUACUAUAGUAUAAUAAAUCUACCGUUGUAACUGAGCCUUUGGGAAUACCAGAUCCUAUCCGUUACUAGGCCUAUUGCGAUACAUUCGUUGUGAUUACAUAUGUUUAGUGUGUAAGUAAACUGUGCCGAUAUAUACUAUAUGCCACUGUUGAAAUUAAGGUGCCAAAAACUUGUCCAGAUUGUACAUAGUUUAGUAAGUAAGUAUAUAGUAUGAUAGAAAUAUUGUUGAUGUCAUGAAAGCUGACUAAGUCGUGCAGACGAUGCGAUUGUAAAAACUGGAGGUACAUUCGACGCCAAAGACAUGUUUACACUUGGACCUUACUCGUUUGUAAUAAGGUGAAAAACGUAAACAUAUCUUUAACGUCGACUGUUCAUGAACGGGGUUUGAAUCUUAUUCGCUCAACGCGUCAACAACGCGUGAGGACUAAAUUGUCGUAGGUGUCGUUAAACUCCUAAUUGUUAUCUAUGGUAUAUUAGAUAAAUUAAUUUAAUAAUACUCACUUUUAUGAAUAGGAUAUUUUGUAAUAUAUGUUGUGAUAAUGCUCAAAAUUUUAGUCGUAUAAACGUAACAAUGUCAUUUAAAAAACAGAAAAACUAACUGUCCAUGAG